This is a messenger RNA of Botrytis porri, 663 nucleotides long. RefSeq lists its product as uncharacterized. The record is from RefSeq and is a predicted model, not a curated record. NCBI's taxonomy places the organism in Eukaryota, Fungi, Ascomycota, Leotiomycetes, Helotiales, Sclerotiniaceae. The coding region runs from base 1 to 663 and encodes 220 amino acids. The transcript is spliced from 2 exons.
AUGUCCUCCAGAAAGAAAAGACAGUCUCUAGCUGAGGCACCAUACCGGCCUCAUCAUAAUCCUACGAGUCUUCCAAGUACUUCUCGUCGCAGCUCACGACGUAACACAUUGUUGAUACCUCAAUCUCCAAGCACAGGUAUAGAUGAGGGUGGUGUUAACGAAUCGCCUCAUGAUUUCGAUAAAACUAUCACAACUUUGAAAUCAGCAGCAGAAUCUGUAACGGUUCGAGUUUGGCAAGAGACAGCAGACGAGCAAGCACGGGCGAUUCAAGCUAUGAGGUCUGCCAUUGAUAUCAAAGAUUCCCGAAUUCAAAAGAUGCAUCGAAAGAUUGGGAGACGUGAUAAGACUAUAGGGAAGCUGAUGAGACGAAUGGAUCGCACCAAAAUGGCACUUUCAAAAGCCACCUGGCCAAAGUUUGAAGCAACGAUGGGAAUGGCAAUGGGAAUGGGAAUUGAGGAUGAGGAGAGGUUGAGCACGUUGAGGAGCAAAACUCCGGCUUCAGUAACUGGGCUUUGCACAGAAUGUGGAGAGAAUUGUUCUCGUUUGGUAAAAGAGAAUCAACAACUGAGAGAUAGAUUAUAUGAGGUCGAUGGGCUAUGUAUAAGACUCAGGAAUGAGUGUAGCAAGUUGGAUAUCAAAAUUAGGGGACUGGAGAGUAAUUGA